Molecule: messenger RNA, 3697 nt
Organism: Drosophila bipectinata
Lineage: Eukaryota; Metazoa; Arthropoda; Insecta; Diptera; Drosophilidae
Gene: mwh
Product: multiple wing hairs
Biological process (GO): cell migration; cortical actin cytoskeleton organization; regulation of cell shape
Cellular component (GO): cytosol
Molecular function (GO): actin filament binding; small GTPase binding
Source: RefSeq, a predicted model, not a curated record
UGCCUGCCUGCCUGACUGGAAGAUUAAAUUGGAUCAAUCGAUGGGUGCUUUGUGUUGUUCAGUUCUAUUUCCAGUGCCACCUUUCUGAGCUCCACUAGAGAAGGUUAUAGCCAGAAUUUCGAAUAAUAAACAUCCAAAUGCAAAUAUUGGAGACCCGUUAAAAGACAAUAGCCCUAGCCGCGAUUUGGGAUAGUCUUCAUUGGAGUGGGCUAUGCCCGUCAGGCGACGAUCCUCGACGUUGUAAUGGGCAACCGGAUAGGAUCAACGGGCGCCGAGGAAGGGGCUGCCGGCGAGGGGGGCAACUUUGGCUUCAAUACCCGACGACGCUAUCAGCAGCACAAGCGGGAGUACUGCCUCCAGAACGAGUACCGCUCAAAGACCCUGCCCGCCCGCCCCACACCUCUCCAGCCACAGAAGCAGUCACACCCACAGACCAGGUUGGGAUCCAGCAGUUGCCUGGGUGGUGGCCAGAAUACCUCAAGCAACAACAACAGCUCCACACCACCGCACAAUGGAGAGACGUCGAGGGUGCUCUUUCUGCUCUACUUGAUCCACCGCACCUGGAACGUGGUCAUGGACACUAUGGACUCACGCACCAAGAGUCGGUCACCGCGUGGCUCUACCCCCCAAAAAGAAACGCCCGUGGAAAUGGAACUCCAAGAACGUAAUCUUGACGAGGAGUGCUCCAUUGGCAUCACUGACAUGGACGCCUCCUCCUUCUGUUCCCAGUACUCCUGCUGCAGUUGUAGCUACUGCGAUGAGGGAACAGCAGGCACAGCCACAAAUGUCUACAGCUCCAUUGAAGAUGAGUACUCCCUGGACUCCAUGUUCGAUGCAGCAAAGUCAGUAAUCGAAAGCGACAGCUCCACUCUGCAACGUCCCCACCACCGUCCAGCUCCACGACCACAUCCACAUCCACAUCCACAGCCACAUCCAAGCCACCUCCAGAUGGCGCCCAGUGUGUGCGAGAAGGCGAGUAAGCCGGCAUCGGCCACGGCUACCCAGACGAUCAAAACAGGUGGAGCGUCCAGUACCUCCGGAUCGAACAAGUGCGGUGCCAGUAGCGUCAAUGGAUCUCUGGCCUCCUACAAGAUAGGUGGAUCUGAACAGAGCUGGCCUCAGGCUGCUUCCUACAGUAAGGAAAACCAACGACCACCUGUCUACAAUCCGGAGGAUUAUGUCUACUCUCUGAAGAAGUUCACCAAGGGCAGCAGCUCCUCCAAAAAACAAUCCAUCUACGAUGUCGGCAUUAGUAUAACUGCCAAAGAAGAGGCCGCCAGGUCGGCCACUUUGCCAGCCAAGCACUCGGAGUACAAAUCUCCCAUUCCUGCCCCGCCAGAGAAUGAUCGAGAAAUGUCCCUGCGACAGUUUGGCUCCAUAACAGACUUACUAACCAAGCUGAGAGCCGAUCUUCGAACGGCUUUUCCCAGCUUUGUCCAGGAGUUUGUGGCCACACCUUCGGAUGGUAUAAGCCACUUGCUGGAGGUCCUGCGAGCCAUACAAAUGGCCCAGGCCAGCAAUGCUCCUGGACCCAUGUCGGGAACCAGCAACUCCUUGGCCAUGACCAGGAAUCCCCAGAGCUACCAGCGUCGAGCCCUGCUGGAUGAGCUUUCCUGCCUGCAGUGCCUGAGUAUCUGCUGCUCCCGAUCUCUGGAUGCCAUUGCCCGCUUGGGGAACACACCCGUGGGUCUCAUGCCACUGGCUUCCUCGGCCACGGGCCAGGGCAUUAGGGGUCGAAUUCUAGCCCUUCAGCUGCUGGCCUCCGCCUGCGAUCGCCAGCCCUUUGCCAACAGUGGCGGUGGCGAUCAGGUGGCCAACUCUGGGCACACGGCCGUCUCAGAGGCCAUGUCCACGUUGCGACUGAGAUGCAGUGAACCAGUGCGGUUCCGGCUACUCGUUGGCAUCCUCAACAGCGGUGGCGGAUCCGGAGAGCUACAGUGUGCGGGUGUCAAAUUUCUCAAUACCUUCAUUGAGAGUGCAGCCAGCAUCCAGCAACGUUUGUACAUCCAGGCGGAGCUCUUCCAGGCGGGUCUGGACCCUAGCACCUUGGCGCGCACCAUCUCCUCCUCCUCGCCCUGGCUAGAUGCCCUGAAGGCGGAGGUGAAGCGGUUCAAUGAACUGCACAUCGACGUGGACAAGAUGAUGGCCCAGGCCAGAGAUGCGGAUCGAGUGCGCAGCCAAAUGGUGAUCUUGGAGAGAAGAGUCCAGAUCCUGCACGAGGAAAAGGCCGUCCUCACCUCCAUGGAGCGGAGGCUACAGGAGCGGUGUGCCGAGUUGCAGCGUGAGAUCUUCCGCCUGCAGGGAGCCCAGCAGGACUCCAAAUUCAAGGAGUCCUCUCACCAGCCAGUUGCCUUGCCCCGUCAAGUCACGCCGGCCACGAAGAAAGGAAAACAUAGCUCAGAGCACGAAGAUGAGGGCAUCAGCAGUUCGGAAACUGGUGCCUCCCUAAGUCCAGUGCCAAUACUCGUCCUGCCCUCCAAGGCCAAGAAACAGUCCAGAAAGGUGGCACCGGCUGAUGAUGAUGACGAUGCGGCCACCAUCGAGGACGUGAUCGAGGAGUUGGACAACAUUGUGAGCGAAGCGGAGAAACAGAUCAGCAGCCAGGCGGGCAGUACCUCCAGGAUCAGGAUACGCCAGCAUAGACCUGCCGUCGAGGAGGACAUAGUCCCGGUGAACAUAGUUCCCCAACCGCCGAGGAAGGCCCGAUCCCUGGCCCACUUGAUGCCGCGAACUGACUGCUCGGAGCAGGAUGGCUCGGAGUACGGUAUGGUCCUUCAUCAGCCCGGAGAUCCCGAUGCCGCCGAGCGCCUGGCCGCCAUGCAGACCUUCUUCGACGAGGUUGACUACGAUGCCCCCGAAACAGACCAGCCAUCCGCCUACCAGAUGGAGUCUCCCACGCCGGACAUGCCGGAGGCGACUGCCGCCGCGACGGCCUACAAUGCCAGCACCAACCGGGAGCUCCUGGACGUGAUCAUGAAUGCCAGACAUGACGAACAUGAUCCUACCAUGCAAGCCCUUCGGAAGAGUAUCCAGGAACCGGUCCAGGCUGCGCCUCAGGUCUCCGUUUCCCACCACCAUCAUCCCGUCAAGGUCAAGGCACCAGCUCCGCCGCCGCCCACGCCGCCUGCCCAGCAAUUCAAUGGCGUGUUCUUCAUGACGGGCAUGAAUACCCCGCAGAAGUAUCCCAAGCCGGAUAUCACGGCUGCCCUGCAGGCACGGCGUGUGACCAAGAAUGUGGAGCGUCUGGAGGCGGCCUUCGCCUCGUCCCACGAAGCCCUCAAUGACUCCCCGCGGGAGAAGUCGCGAAGCAAUCAGCAAAUCUACUUCACCAGCAACCCGGCCAUGCGAACCAUGCACCACGACACCCCAGGAUAUCCCAGUGGCAAUAUGGGAAAAGGACCCACGGCACGUACUCGCUCGUACACCCAAGGAUCCAUGUCCAAGGUGACGGACCUGCCAUCGGGCCUCUACUGAAAUCCAGAAUCUCUUCAACUCCAAAUCCUGUGCAAUAGCAAAUCCAAUCUUAGGUUACCGUUUAGCCCAUCAGAUCAGCGUAUUUAUAGAAGAAAUCAUUCCAGUUAAUCGAGUUAUUUUUUUUAUUUUUAGUACGGAUAUAUAUUUUAUGUAAUAUCUCAAUUUAGAUUAGUUACGGUGGCAGCUUCAACCGGGUAUCUUAGCCGAUAAGACUUAGAUUUUA